AUGCAGUCACUGCUCAACCCAGUCGGCCAUGGGCUGCAGCCACCACAUAAAGUCCAUGAAGAUUGUCCUGAGCAAUCAGCUGGUGCUCAGAGGAUUCGUCAGCUCCCUACUAGAAGUACCAAGAUAUACUUUACACUCCCAACGGAGAUCGUA
Molecule: messenger RNA, 153 nt
Organism: Lodderomyces theae
Lineage: Eukaryota; Fungi; Ascomycota; Pichiomycetes; Serinales; Debaryomycetaceae
Exons: 1
Source: RefSeq, a predicted model, not a curated record